AUGUCACCCAAUGUACAGGAGACGAAAGCCAGCGGGCGAAAGAGGUGCCACGGUGAAUUCGCUGCAGACAUGAUGAAGGUUGACGACGGGGGGGACGCAAAGACACCACAGCCUACUGCUAUCAGGCGAUCUGGCGACAGCUUGCUCCCCCUUCGGGCUCAAAUAGAACCUCAUUCUUCACCAGGCGGGUCAUCGCCACUCACUGAGGAAGGAAGUAGGACUCCCACCCGCGACUCUCCAUCUCCAACUACACAAACCGACACAACCUUGGACAGCAACUCUUGUGAUCAAAAAAAUCUAGACACAAUGGUGACUUCGAGCAAAGGCGCGGCAUCAAAGCGGAAACGUCUCACGGCUGAAGAAAAAGUCGCUAAAGAAAAGGAACAGGCCGAGAAGAAAAAAGAGCGCGAGGAACAAGCUGCCAAGAGAGCCGCCGAAAAAGCUAGACAAGAAGAAGAAAAAGCCGCCCGAGUCAAAGAGCGGGAGGAGAAACGCAAACAAAAGGAAGAGGAGGAUCGCCUCAAAGCCGAGCAACGGGACGAAAAGAAACGAAAGAAGGAGGAAGAACAACGCCGCAUCCAGGAAGAAAAGGACAAAAAGGCACGGAGUCAGCCGAAACUGAAUGCGUUUUUCAAGAUUCCCGAUACGCCAAAGAAGUCUGCCAACGGCAGCAACUCUGCUGUUGGAAGCCCUAUCAUGACCAACGGUGGUGAUGCGCCUGCCAAGCCAAUGGAGACCGAGUAUGAGAGGCUGUUCAAGCCCUUUUUUAUGCGGGAAAAUACUCGUCUGGCCCCUUCAGCAACGCAGAUGGACGAGGAAACUAGAGAGGCCAAGUCUCGAAUCCUCGACAAGUUUGUUGCUAGUCAACGGGACACGGACAACCAAGAGCUCCCGCGAUUCGACCCUGUAGAGGCACUACGCCUCCCGGCAAGAACUCCUAGACGCGGUCGCAUUCAUCAUCCUGUUAAGCACAUAAUGGAGACAGCUUAUAGGGAUGCUGAUAACUCGAAUAUUGUUGGCGCUUCCGGUGCAACCAGUAUAUUCCCGGAGGCUCGGCAGAAGCUGGCCAGCAUUCCUCAAAAAGUGAUUGCAUUUUCCCACGAUGUCCGACCUCCUUACUAUGGUACAAUUACAUUGAAGUCCUAUGCCUUGGGACGGGAUGCGAUGGUUAAACUUGCUCGCAAGCCUACGGGGCGACGACUCCCACUCGAUUAUGACUAUGAUUCAGAAGCUGAAUGGCAAGAGGAAGAGGGCGAAGACGUUGACAUGGAUGACGAUGAAGAAGAGCUUGAUGAUGAGGACGAUAUGGACGGUUUUCUGGAUGAUGCCGAUGAUGCCGGACUCUCCAGGCGUGUAUUUGGAAACACGAUGGAGCCCGAAUGUACGGGCGUUUGCUACGAGAAUUACCAUCGCCUGGGCCCGAACCGAACAGUAUAUGAACACAAGAUGGAAUUCAUUCAUGCAGAAGGACUGGAACAGACGUGGGGUAUCGAUCCUUUCUCAUCUCAAUAUUGGGAACCAGAGGUGAAAGCACAGCCGGCCAAGGUUUCUCAGUCAGCACCUGAAAGCACCACAGAGAUGCCACCACCCCCUGCGCCAACAAAUGCUUUUGCCGCGCUCCAUGGUGGCGCCGCAAACGUAUCAGCUCCCACGAAACUAGUGAAGGCAGAGCUACUCAAUGAUUUCAAAAGAGCAAUACUGGAUAACAAGGCACUAUCGAAGGUUGGAAUCAUCGACUUUAUAUUCCAUCAGUUUCGCAACAGCGUCUCCCGCGCCGAGGUGAAAAAUACCCUGGAGCACGUGGCUGAAAAGAAAGGAGCUGGCCGAUCAAAGGAAUGGGAUCUAAAGCCUGGUCAUGAGAUUGUGCUGUGA
Messenger RNA from Metarhizium brunneum ARSEF 3297, 1872 nucleotides. The record is from RefSeq and is a predicted model, not a curated record. NCBI's taxonomy places the organism in Eukaryota, Fungi, Ascomycota, Sordariomycetes, Hypocreales, Clavicipitaceae.